Chilo suppressalis (striped riceborer) is the source of this 1536-nucleotide messenger RNA. The record is from the annotation of a GenBank genome assembly. Lineage: Eukaryota; Metazoa; Arthropoda; Insecta; Lepidoptera; Crambidae.
AUGCCAAGAUCUUUAUCCCCGCCGCUGCCGGACGGUUCCCGCGCGGCGCCCGCGCUGCAGCGCUUGAGGCGGUUCCUGACAGCGCUUCAGCAGUUUGCAGCGGACGUCGGCGCUGACACGGGGGAGAGGUCGGGCACGCUGAACAUAGAGGAGUUCCAAGCUGGCGUGCAGGAGUGUACCAACUACCCGCUGCGGGCGUCUGUACCAGGCUUCUUACGGGCGCUACUACCGCUGAACCCGUUGCAAUACAUCAGGAGUCACGAGCACUUGAUCCUGGAGUGCGGCGGUGACUCAAGCGAUAUCUUCGCUCACCAGCCCGCCAGCGACGGCAGCGUCAAGCGGCGAGCGAGCGAUCCCCUGUUCCUGCACCCGUCGCCGUUCCUCUACCCGCUGCCCAGCAAUGCCAGCUUGUUCGACUACACGCACCCCUGCCACUACCCCGCCCAGGGGGACCCUGGCUUCGAGAGGAGAGACGUCCGCGACGUGUCCACCAUGAACGCGUCGUUUCCCGAGUCGCGGCCGGGACCGUCCCGGAACGAUGACGAGUGGAAGAACAUCAACACCAUGCUGAACUGCAUCCUCAGCGUGGAACCGACAGAAAGUAGCGACAUAAAGCGUGCCGCCAGCGAGAUUAUGGCGGCUGCGGUGCGGCAGACGGAAGAAAGAGUGGCAGAAGUCAGGAGACGAGCUGAAGAUGCCGUCAACCAGAUAAACAAUUACAAUAUCCUUCAUGAGAUCAUGGCAGCUGCGGAGCGGCAGACGGAAGAAAGAGUGGCCGAAGUCAGGAGACGAGCUGAAGAUGCCGUCAACCAGCUGCGGAGCGGCAGACGGAAGAAAGAGUGGCGAAAGUCAGCAGACGUGCUGGAGAUGCCGUCAAUCAGGUAUCCACCAGGGAAACUACGUUAUAGAAAAGUAAUUACAAUAUCCUUCAUGAGAUCACGGGAGAAAGAGUGCAGGAAGUCAGGAGACGAGCGGCAGAUUCCGUCAACUAGGUAUCCACCAGGGAAAGUUAAACGGCAGGCGUUGGUAGAACUUCAACGAGCAGUAGGUGCAGCGGAGGCGAAAGCUCUAGAGCUGGUGGUAGCAGAACGCAGUAAAGAAACGCAUCCUCCCCCGCCUCCGCCUCCGCGAGACUUGAGCCCUGGAGCCGCCGCUCAACAAAAUGAGACCUGCUCGGGCUGCAACGCGGCGCGAUAUUGCGGCGCCUUCUGCCAACACAAGGACUGGGAAAACCAUCAUCAGGUUUGCAGCGGCCGCGAACAAAAACCGACCGCUAUGCUGCGAACAUCACCACCCGCAGCCAAUUCACACCCGAAGACCCUCGCUCGCUCCACCACCCCUAUAACAGCACCCGCCAAUCCCCCGCCUACUUCCACUGAACGAGUAGACAAUCGCCUCUCCUUAACCUCAUUGAAUUCAGCUGAAAGAUUACUGAACAACCAAGAUAGAAGUUUGACGAGUAACAGUGAGAGAAUCGCCUUGGCUACUCUCUCGACAGCCCAAGGACUAAUAGGCGGUAUAGGGGGGAAGAAAUGA